Messenger RNA from Marchantia polymorpha subsp. ruderalis, 2414 nucleotides. Lineage: Eukaryota; Viridiplantae; Streptophyta; Marchantiopsida; Marchantiales; Marchantiaceae. The record is from the annotation of a GenBank genome assembly.
UUCUGAAGGCGCCAAGAGAUCAGCAGCAUGAUCUAUCCUCUCUUCAAGGUUGGAAGUGUCGGCCGCUUCAGGGGAGACUGGACUUCCCUGCUCUCUGUAUCCUGGUUGGGUGGGAGAACAUAUUCUAGCUUUGAGAUAUCGACCUUUUCUCUGGGCCAUGGGCUUGCUUGCACUUCCGGAGGCGCCAUAAAUGGCAAAUCUUGUAUCUUAUCGUCAACGUGCUAUGUUUCAACCCCUACGUUUGGCCCGGGGGAUUCUUCCGUUUCUGAAGCCGUCAUGGACUGACAUAACUUUAUACCUUCUCCUCAACGUUGGAGAUUUCCAUCCUUUCACAAAACCCUGCGAUUGUGUGCACUUCUGAAAUUUGCAUUUGUCUUUUACAACUUGUUCUACAUUUUCCACGUUCUUCGAGAUGUCUUCGGCCCGUCACCCUUUGAAUCGCAUUCGCUACUGUCACCUCACCGUCCGGGAUUUCGUCGCCUUCACUGAGCCCUGGAGUCGUCUGCACUUCUGAAGGAUCAUGGUCUGUGCUGCCUCUUCUUCUGUCACCUCGACCUUCGAGACUUCGUCCCUCUCACAAGGUCCCUGAGACGCCUGCACUUCCGAAGAGUACAUGAACUGAACAAAAUCUUCUAUUGUCUAAUCAUCCUCCAAACGUUACUCUCUCUUUGAGCCCCUCAUUUUACGGAUGUCUACUCCUCUGAACGAGUACUGGACGAAGUGGAAUUUUCCGCCAUCAACUCAACCUCCAAGUUUUCGUCUGUCUGAGAAUCACUCAUAACUGGCAAUAUUUGCCCUUCAGAACAAAUCCUGGACGAAGGAGAUUCUUCUGCUGUCAACUCAACCUCCGAACCUUCGUGACGAUCAUCAAGUCUGGAAUACAUCUGCUAUUCUGAACGAGGAAUGGGCGAAGUAGAAUGUUCUGUUGUAAGCUCAAGCUCCAGAGUUUCGUCUCGGUCUCGAAGUCCUGAGGAUGAGAGCUCUUCUGCACGAGUCAUGGACGAUGUCGCAUUGUCUGCUGUCAAUCCAAUCUCCAAUCUGUCACAGAACGAGCCUGAACGGAGCAGACUUUCCCACUGUGACUGUCAUCUCAACCUUAACUACUUCGUCUCCCUCCCAAAGUCCUGGAGUCGCCUGUUCUUCUGAAGGGGUCACUACCUAAACGGAAGCUCCUUCAUCUCGACAUUUGAUUUGCCGUCUGCUCUUCGUGACUGCAUUAUCUGGAGCUCAGUCCGUUCUUUUCCGCUUUCUGGAAUUGGGUACAAUUUGAGAUAGAGAAAGAACGGACCACUCAGACCUUUGCCAAUCGGUGAUGACAAGCCCAUCGGAGUUGACUGAUAGAAUUAAAAUUUGGACUGAAUUGCAGAGUUGGCUCAUCAAUAUUCUUCAUGUUCUCUCUUACUUCCAAGGACUUUCAGUCUUUUGGAGACUUGAAGGCCAUGAAAGUUUGAACUCAUUUCAAGCUUGCGAAGUUGAAGAAGUACCAGGAGGUGUGCUUGUAACUCGUUAGGCUGCGAGGGCAGAGUACAUAUGACUCGAAACAAAAGUGUAAUCAAAGUAACAUCAGAAUGGACAAACGCUCCAAAUUUGACGAAUAGUAUGAUUCUUGUUGCGCUCCGGAGGUACAAUUCAACAGGCUUUUAUUCAGGCAGACUGGAUGGUCCUGAAAAAUGUUUUUAUGCUGGGGAAUAUUCGGCGUUUGUAGUCCAACGGUUAGGAUAAUUGCCUUCCAAGCAAUAGACCCGGGUUCGACUCCCGGCAGACGCAGAAUAACUCAGCGGAGAGUCCCUUUUCUCCACGGCCGAACCCUAUACUGUACUUGGACAGGAAUUUUGGAUCCUGUAGUCUGCUCGGGUUGCUCGGGUUGGUCUCCGGACAUGUUCGAUUUCGAAAUUUCACAGGUUUGUUUCUUACAUGUUGUGCUAAAUUCUCUUGGAACCAUACUUGUGAAAGUAAUUACCAUCCCCCUGGGGACUAAGAUUUCUAACGCAAUGAUCAAUGAUUUGGUAAUUGAAACCUACCAGAAUAAACCCGCUAAUCAAACCAACAACGUGGCGGUCGAUCUCGUACGUUCCGCUCAAUUCAUGGCUAGGCAUAAUUUCAUUCAAGAAAUGUCCUGAUCAAGAAAAGAGUUGUAGUUCUUCGUUAUCAACAGUUCAGGGACAACCAAUUUGAGGGUAUUUGAGACGAACUGUUCACAGAACGAGAGAAGAUAUGUUUUGACUCUUACUCCGACUUCCAAGUGAACACGGUCUUUCAAGAAAAAAGCUCCGACGAGAACUCCUACAUUCUGAAGAUGCUCUCAGCAGCCUUUCUUCCUCCACUUCCUAAUUAUCAUUCAUAGACAGCGCGGGCUACAUCGAUAUUGUACUAUCGAAGAUUUAUAAUAGUACAGUUCAGAUCCUAAUAUUAUU